Messenger RNA from Motacilla alba alba, 3317 nucleotides. It is a transcript of the gene CERKL, whose product is annotated as ceramide kinase like. The record is from RefSeq and is a predicted model, not a curated record. Gene Ontology annotation, molecular function: kinase activity. Lineage: Eukaryota; Metazoa; Chordata; Aves; Passeriformes; Motacillidae. Bases 50 to 1657 code for a protein of 535 amino acids. The transcript is spliced from 13 exons.
GGGCCGCGGGCGGUGUGGCGGGGCCGGAGCGAGCGGGGGUGCGGCCGCCAUGCCGGGCGCCGCCGCCCCGCUCCCCCGCCCGCAGGGCCGCGCCCGGGCCGCGCCCCAGGAGCGGCGGCGGAGAGUGGUCCCGCUGGCCGCGGCCCCGCCGGCCCGGGCGGGGGACGAGCCGCUCCUCAGGGGCAUCUUCGAGAUCGGCAAGAGGAGCUGCGACGUGGUUCUGAGCGCCCGGCGGCUCCGCUGGAGCCCCAUCCUGCCCGAGAGCCCCACAGGUGAUUCCAGUGUGGCUUUGCAGGCUCAAGAAGAGAUUAUUGAAAUGAAGGAUGUAUUUUCAGUAAAACUGAAACGUCGUCGUUUUGCAGGGCAGAAAAAAGGUGGUACUUUGUUGGGUAUCACAAUUUUUAAAUGCUUGUAUAAAGAAGAGAACAAGCUUACAGACUGUGCUGUCCAUUUAAAUAACUUAAGUGAAGAUCAUUGUCAGUCGUGGUUUAGACAUCUGAAGGAAAUUUUAAAUGGUUUUCAAAACAGACCUAAAUCCUUGAAAGUGUUUGUCAAUCCAAGCAGCCACAAAAGAGAAGCCACUAACAUUUAUUAUGAAAAAGUUGCACCUCUUUUUAAACUUGCUGACAUAAAAACUGAUGUCACAGUGACUGAAUAUGAAGGACAUGCCCUCUCAGUACUUAAAGAAUGUGAACUGCAGGCAUUUGAUGGGGUGGUUUGUGUUGGUGGAGAUGGAUCUGUCAGUGAAGUUGCUCAUGGGCUGCUGCUCAGAGCCCAGAUAGAUGCUGGGAAAGACACAGAAUAUGUAUUGAAGCCUGUCAGAGCACCGGUUCCUCUAGGAGUAAUACCAGCAGGUACUACAAAUAUUUUGGCCCAUACACUCUAUGGUAUUAAACAUGCAGUGACAGCGACACUGCACAUUGUAAUGGGACACAUUCAAGCCGUAGAUGUGUGUACUUUCAGCACUCCAAGCAAGCUGCUGCGCUUUGGGUUCUCGGCCAUGUUUGGGUUUGGGGCGAGGACGCUGGCUUUGGCAGAGAAGCACCGCUGGAUGCCCUCCAGCCAGAGGAGGGAUUUUGCUUUUGUCAAAACCCUGGCAGAUCUCAAGCCAGAGGAAUGUGAAUUAUCAUUUCUCCCUCUACAAAUUCCACAGGAAGACACUCAUGAGAAGGACAGAAAGAAGAAAGAAAGACUGAAAAAAGGUAGCAAGGAUCAAUGGCAGAAAAUUCAGGGUCACUUCCUGAAUGUGAGCAUUAUGGCAAUCCCUUGUCUGUGUUCAAUGGCACCAAGAGGCUUGGCACCUAAUACGAGGUUGAACAAUGGAAGCAUGGCUCUUAUUGUUGUACAAAAUACUUCUCGAACAGAGUUUAUAAAGCAUCUGAAAAGAUACACCAGUGCAAAAAAUCAGUUCAAUUUUCCCUUUGUUGAGACCUACACAGUUGAAGAAGUAAAAGUACAGCCAAGGCUUAAAAGUGGACCUGAUGCCAAGGAAAAUGUGUGUCUGAAUGUAGAAGGAAACUACCCUUGGAAUAUAGAUGGAGACUUAAUGAAGGAAGCAUCAGAAGUUCAUGUCCGGGUGCAUCCUCAACUUAUUGAUCUCUAUGGAGUGAACACUGAUGUCCUGGAGAGCUCCCAAGUGACGUGCAACUGCAUAUAGAAGGGACACACUCGAAAUUCUGUAAUAAAGAAUCCUGUUCUCAGCCCUAUGCACAGCUUUCCAAGGUCUGGACUUGUCCUGCUGUCAGUUGUAGCAGAAGCUUUAUUGGUAAGAGUUAGGGUUUGUUCUAAUUCUAGGUUUAAAUUGUUAUUAAAUUAUAUUUUUUAGCAGGUCCUGUUUAACUAUAUUGAAGGUGUUAGGCUUUAAAAAGAAAAAGUGAAAAUUGAUUGUAUUGGUCUCUUACAAAUUUGGGGUUUGAGAUGUGUCCAUCAGAAUGGAAGAAAUUUCUUUUUCAUUAGUCUAGAUUUUUUUAGACUGAGAUACUUCUAAGUCUGCUGCUGCUAUCCAUGUUUUCAGGUAACUCAGUUCAGCACAGGGAACAACCAUACCUCUACUCACCAGCUCCAACUGAAGAAUGGUGGCAAAAUAAAAAUGUAUGCAUUUAUUUUUUUAAGCAAGUACUUCUAUUUCUAGUUAUGAUUUUUUAAUGUUGCCUUAAUAUAUUUGCUCUCAAAAUGUUUCUAGUCAAAUAAAAUAAAAGAAUAUGUUGAUGUCCUGUAGGGCUUUCCUUUGUUAAAAUAUAUUUUAAAAACUGCUCUUUGUAUAAAAUUAGUAUUUUCUUCUGUCUUAGAACUGAAACAUUAUUCAGCAUAGUUUUUGUUGUUGCUGAAACUAAAAUUGUGAUAAAUUACUUACGAGUUGACUUAAAUUUUUGUAAUUUCCUUAUAGGGCAUGAACAUAAUUUUUGAGUGGUAGUUUGUUUGGUAAUUUACUUAAUAUUGAAGACAAUUAUUUCAGAGGACAGCAAAUGAAGACUAUAUUUUUUCUGGGAACUGGCUUCCUUUGAGAUGAAAAGUAGCAACCAUGUUUUGCUGUUUGCAGGACCAUGGAUAACGAAUGUUUUCCUGGUCACUCCUCUGGGAGUCACUCAGAAGGCAGUACACAACCAAGGCUGCACUGGGUCAGGGCAAGAGUGAGUUGUUCUGGGUGCUUUCUUCAGGAAGCAGUCAAGUGAAAUGUGAAAUCCUGUCUUUGUAUGAUGUUGCUAAAUCAAGGGCUUAAGCCUUUAUAAGAGAUCUGUAGCUACUAUGAUUUUAAAAAGUUAUAAAAAUUCUUAUCUGUGAUAAAUACACAGGACUGAGCACUGCACCUAAAGUACUGCAGAUGAGGAUUUGGCUCCUAAACCCAAGCUGUUGCCUGUUGUCCAAGUCACAGGGAGCAGUCUCCCCUUAAAAUUUAUACUCUAUCCCAUCAAAUAUUUUUAACAUCAUAAGGCAAUUCAAACUAAGAUUUAAGUUGUUUAAAAAGGCAUUCCAGCCACAGUUAGUAGAUUUAACUUCUUUAUUAAAUGAAAAUUAACAAAAGAAUUGAAUUUGCAGAACGAACAGCAUUCACCUGUUAACUUGUUUGGGCCUUUUUUUAAUAAAAUUCAGUUGGGUAAUACUUUAUAAUCUUACCAUAAGGACAUUGUACAUUCAUUUUUUGUCAACCUGGUUUAUAAAAGCUUCAUAACUUUGCUUCAUAUCCUAAGAAAAGGCAGCCAACGUAUACAUGUUAACAAUCAAAUCUGAAUAGAAAGUGUACAAUUUCCAAGGCAUCAUUCUCACAUGUAUCGACUUAUGUAAACUAUUUCAAAGAUAAAUAAAAUGCUUUUGUUUCA